CUAAAAGCGAAGCGCUUAGCUGCUUGUGUAUCUGUUUUUACAAAGCUUACUUUGUCGUCCGCCAUGGCUACUCCUCUCUCCCUCUCAUCUAAUCCUCCGAUCUCCUGCCACCGUCUCCGUCUCCAGUUCUCUUCCUCAUCUUUCAAGGGAAAUGUAAGCGUCUUGAGAGCAAACCCAUGUCGGAUUCUUCCUAUAAGACUCCAACAGAAGAGUAGAACAGGACAGCAAGCGGCCAGACCAUUUGUCGUGCUGAACCAAUCUGCGGCAAAUUCUGCGGCAGCUCCUACGAGGUUCCGGCUGGAUAAUCUUGGACCGCAACCAGGGUCGAGGAAGAAAGGGAAGAGAAAGGGUCGUGGUAUAUCAGCAGGACAGGGAGCGAGCUGUGGUUUCGGAAUGAGGGGUCAGAAGUCUCGGAAGGGACCUGGUGUGAUGAGAGGAUUCGAAGGAGGGCAAAUGCCGCUUUAUCGCCGGAUUCCUAAACUCAGAGGAAUCGCCGGAGGUAUGCAUGCAGGAUUACCAAAAUACAUACCAGUUAACCUGAAAGAUAUCGAGGCAUUGGGAUUUCAAGAAGGAGAUGAAGUGUCAUUGGAGACGUUGAAGCAAAAGGGGUUAAUCAAUCCUUCUGGACGGGAAAGGAAACUCCCUCUAAAGAUUCUAGCAGAUGGGGAGCUGAGUGUGAAGCUGAACAUUCGGGCAAGAGCCUUCUCGUCAUCGGCGAAAGAAAAGCUGGAAGCUUUGGGAUGUAAACUCACCGUGUUGCCAGGAAGAAAGAAAUGGGUGAAGCCUUCUGUGGCAAAGAAUCUGGCCCGAGCCGAAGAGUACUUUGCCAAGAAGAGAGCCCAGUCUUCUGAACCUGCAGCUUCUGCUUGAACAUGUGUCCUUUUUUUUCUUUUUUUUUUUUUCUUUCGAUGCUUUCGAUGCUGUCUGAAAAGAAAUAUGUAAUGUCGAGAAUGUAUGUUACUUCGAUUCAGAAAUGUAUUUUUCGUGUAUGAGAUUUUGCGUUUACAUGUCGACUUGACCUAUUUGUAGUUUGAUGCUUCACAAAACAGAUAAAGAGGAUCAUAUU
Molecule: messenger RNA, 1066 nt
Organism: Tarenaya hassleriana
Lineage: Eukaryota; Viridiplantae; Streptophyta; Magnoliopsida; Brassicales; Cleomaceae
Product: 50S ribosomal protein L15, chloroplastic
Exons: 4
Coding region: 64-870 (268 amino acids)
Biological process (GO): translation
Cellular component (GO): ribosome; cytosolic large ribosomal subunit
Molecular function (GO): structural constituent of ribosome
Source: RefSeq, a predicted model, not a curated record